CUCGCUUGCUCUAGCGGUUAUCUUGAGUAGGUUCGGUUAUUUUUUUUUCCCCUUAUUCCUUCAAAACCACUUCUGCUCUUCGAAGUUUUGUAACCUCCACUUGGUUUCCUGUGGCCGCCAUCUUGCCUCCUGUGACAAUUCACACGCUGUGUGACUGGGUAUCUUGGAAAGCCUCAGUUUUAUGACCCGGUGGAGCCGGUGGACUUCGAAGGGCUUCUGAUGACACACCUGAGCAGCCUGGAUGUGCAGCUGGCCCAGGAGCUGGGGGACUUCACGGAGGACGACUUGGACGUGGUGUUCACGCCGAAGGAAUGUCGCACUCUGCAGCCCUCUUUGCCGGAGGAAGGGGUCGAACUGGACCCUCACGUCCGAGACUGUGUUCAGACCUAUGUCCGGGAGUGGCUAAUCGUGAACCAGAAACACCAAGGAAGUUCAGAGAUUUGCAGCUUUAAAAAGACUGGAUCCCGCAAAGACUUUCACAAGACGCUUCAGAAACAGACGUUUGAGUCCGAAUCCUUGGAGAGCAGUGAGCCCAGCGCACAGGCGCGCCCCCGCCACUUAAGUGUGCUGUGUGACGUGUCUGGGAAAGGCCCCGCCACUGCCUGUGGCUUCGACCUCCGUAGCCUGCAGCCUGACCAGCGGCUGGAAAACCUCCUGCAGCAGGUCAGCGCCGAGGACUUCGAGAAGCAGAACGAGGAGGCUCGGAGGACCAAUCGGCAGGCGGAGCUCUUUGCCUUGUACCCGCCGGUGGACGAGGAGGAUGCCGUGGAAAUACGUCCAGUACCAGAAUGUCCUAAGGAACAUCUGGGCAACAGAAUCCUGGUCAAGGUCCUGAACCUGAAGUUCGAGAUCGAAAUUGAGCCUCUCUUUGCCAGCAUUGCCCUCUAUGAUGUUAAAGAAAGGAAAAAGAUCUCAGAAAAUUUUCACUGUGACCUGAAUUCCGACCAGUUCAAAGGACUUCUGCGUGCUCACACGCCAUCUGUCGCCCCGUCAAGUCAGGCAAGAUCGGCGGUGUUUUCGGUCACCUACCCGUCCUCCGACAUCUACCUGGUAGUCAAGAUUGAAAAAGUCCUGCAGCAGGGAGAGAUUGGCGACUGUGCGGAGCCCUACAUGGUUAUCAAAGAGAGCGAUGGUGGAAAGAGUAAAGAUAAGAUCGAAAAACUAAAACUUCAAGCUGAAUCCUUCUGCCAGCGUUUGGGGAAAUACCGGAUGCCUUUUGCCUGGGCUCCCAUAAGCUUAGCAAGUUUCUUCAAUGUCUCCACCCUGGACAGGGAGGUAACCGAUGCGGAGUCCAUGGUUGGGAGAAACUCUGUGGGGGAGCGGAGGACGCUGUCCCAGUCUAGAAGGCUUUCCGAAAGAGCCCUCUCCCUGGAGGAGAACGGGGCCGGACCCAACUUCAAGGCCACCCCCGUGACCAUUAACAGCUUCUUCAAGCAGGAGGGGGAUCGCCUCAGUGAUGAAGACUUAUUCAAGUUUUUGGCGGACUACAAAAGAUCUUCUUCCUUACAGAGAAGAGUCAAGUCAAUUCCAGGUUUGCUCCGACUGGAAAUUUCUCCAGCUCCAGAGAUCAUCAACUGCUGCCUGACUCCUGAAAUGCUGCCAGUGAAACCUUUUCCUGAAAACCGGACACGUCCCCACAAAGAGAUUCUGGAAUUUCCAAUCCGGGAAGUCUAUGUGCCCCAUACCGUGUACAGAAACCUUCUCUAUGUCUACCCGCAGAGGCUAAACUUCGCCAAUAAACUAGCAUCUGCCCGGAACAUCACAAUAAAGAUUCAGUUUAUGUGCGGAGAGGAGGCGAGCAACGCUCUGCCGGUCAUCUUUGGAAAAUCAAAUGGCCCAGAAUUUCUCCAGGAAGUUUACACAGCCGUGACUUACCAUAACAAGUCUCCGGACUUCUAUGAAGAAGUGAAAAUCAAGCUUCCGGCUAAGCUCACGGUCCAUCACCACCUCCUGUUCACCUUCUAUCAUAUCAGCUGUCAGCAGAAGCAAGGCGCCUCCGUGGAAGGUCUCCUGGGGUAUUCGUGGCUGCCAAUUCUCUUAAAUGAACGCCUCCAAACUGGAUCCUACUGUCUCCCAGUUGCCCUGGAGAAGCUGCCGCCCAACUAUUCCAUGCAUUCUGCGGAGAAAGUCCCUUUACAGAAUCCUCCCAUUAAGUGGGCGGAAGGACAUAAGGGAGUCUUCAAUAUUGAAGUGCAAGCUGUUUCUUCGGUUCACGCCCAGGACAACCACCUGGAGAAGUUCUUCACCCUCUGCCACUCCCUGGAGAGCCAGGUGACCUUCCCCAUCCGCGUGCUGGACCAGAAGAUCACGGAGGCAUCCCUGGAGCACGAGCUGAAGCUCAGCCUCAUCUGGCUGAACUCCUCCCGCCUGGAGGCUCUAGUGCUCUUCUUGCACCUGGUGCUGGACAAGCUCUUCCAGCUGUCCGUGCAGCCCAUGGUCAUCGCCGGCCAGACAGCCAACUUCUCCCAGUUCGCCUUUGAGUCCGUGGUGGCCAUCGCCAACAGUCUACACAACAGCAAGGACCUGGCCAAGGACCAGCACGGGAGGAACUGCCUGCUGGCCUCCUACGUGCACUAUGUCUUCCGCCUGCCGGAGCCACCAAGGGACUCGCCCAAGUCAGGUGCCCCCGCUGGCCUCCCUGACCCUCGCUACCACACCUACGGACGCACGUCUGCGGCCGCCGUGAGCUCAAAGCUGCUGCAGGCACGGGUGAUGAGCAGCAGCAAUCCAGACCUCGCGGGGCCGCACUGUGCAGCAGACGAGGAGGUAAAGAACAUCAUGUCGUCAAAGGUCGCCGAUCGCAACUGCAACCGGAUGUCCUACUACUCCGCUGGCAAUAACGAUGUGUCCAGUUCGACCACAGCCCCGAGGCCGGCCAGCAAAAAGCAUUUCCAUGAGGAGCUUGCCCUGCAGAUGGUGGUCAGCACCGGGAUGGUGAGAGAAAACGUCUUCAAGUACGCCUGGUUCUUCUUCGAGCUUCUGGUGAAAAGCAUGGCCCAGUAUGUACAUAACAUGGACAAACGGGACAACUUUCGGAGAACUCGUUUUUCCGACCGUUUCAAAGAUGACAUAACCACUAUUGUGAAUGUGGUCACCUCGGAGACUGCUGCCCUUUUAGUGAAACCUCAGAAGGAAAACGAACAGGCAGAAAAGAUGAACAUCAGCCUGGCUUUCUUCUUGUAUGACCUUCUCUCACUCAUGGAUCGUGGCUUCGUUUUUAACCUCAUCAAACAUUAUUGUAACCAGCUGUCGGCCAAGCUCAACAACCUCCCAAUGCUCAUUUCCAUGAGGCUGGAGUUUCUGAGAAUCCUCUGCAGCCACGAGCAUUACCUCAAUCUGAACCUCUUCUUCAUGAAUGCCGAGACUGCUCCAACAUCCCCCUGCCCCUCCAUCUCUUCCCAGAACUCGAGCUCCUGCUCCAGUUUCCAGGACCAGAAGAUUGCCAGCAUGUUCGACCUGACUCCCGAGUACCGUCAGCAGCACUUCCUCACUGGACUGCUCUUCACGGAACUCGCGGCUGCCCUGGACGCGGAGGGGGAAGGGAUCAGCAAAGUGCAAAGGAAGGCAGUCAGCGCCAUCCACAGCCUCCUGAGCUCUCACGACCUGGACCCGCACUGCGUCAGACCAGAGGUGAAGGUCAAAAUUGCUGCCCUUUACCUGCCUUUGGUUGGCAUCAUUUUGGAUGCUUUGCCCCAACUCUAUGACUUCACAGCUGCAGAUGCCCGUAAUGGGAAGAAUCGUGCCAAUGGCUCAGAAGAAGAGCAAGACGGGGCCAGUGCAAUGAACCAGAAUGUGGCGCUGGCCAUAGCUGGGAAUAAUUUUAACUUGAAGACAAGUGGCGCAAUGCUUUCUUCCCUGCCCUACAAACAGUACAACAUGCUGAAUGCUGACACGACCCGGAACCUCAUGAUCUGCUUCCUGUGGAUCAUGAAAAACGCUGACCAGAGCCUCAUCCAGAAGUGGAUCGCCGACCUGCCAUCCAUGCAACUGAACCGGAUUUUAGACCUCCUUUUCAUCUGUGUCUCGUGUUUCGAGUACAAGGGCAAACAGAGUUCUGACAAAGUCAGUACCCAAGUCCUGCAGAAGUCGAGGGAUGUCAAGGCCAAGCUGGAAGAGGCGCUGCUCCGCGGGGAAGGGGCCAGGGGGGAGAUGAUGCGACGCUGCCGGGUUCCAGGGAAUGACCGAUUUCCAGGCCUAAGUGAAAAUUUGAGAUGGCGGAAGGAGCAGACAGAGUGGCGGCAAGCUAAUGAGAAGCAAGAUAAAACAAAGGCAGAAUUAGAUCAAGAAGCCUUGAUCAGUGGUAAUCUGGCGACAGAAGCAAAUUUAAUCAUCCUGGAUAUGCAGGAAAACAUUAUCCAGGCAAGCUCUGCUCUGGACUGUAAAGACAGCCUGCUGGGCGGUGUUCUGAGGGUCCUGGUGAAUUCUCUGAGCUGUGACCAGAGCACCACCUACCUGACUCACUGCUUUGCAACCCUCCGGGCUCUCAUUGCCAAGUUCGGGGACCUGCUGUUUGAGGAGGAGGUGGAGCAGUGUGCCGACCUGUGUCAGCGGGUGCUGCACCACUGCAGCAGCAGCAUGGACGUGACGCGGAGCCAAGCCUGCGCCACCCUCUACCUCCUCAUGAGGUUCAGCUUUGGAGCCACCAGCAACUUCGCCAGGGUGAAGAUGCAGGUAACCAUGUCUCUGGCAUCUCUGGUGGGCAAAGCACCAGACUUCAACGAGGAGCACCUGCGAAGGUCCUUGCGGACGAUCCUGGCCUACGCGGAGGAGGACACGGCCAUGCAGGCCACGCUCUUCCCCGCCCAGGUGGAGGAACUCCUGUGCAACCUGAAUAGCAUCUUAUAUGACACGGUGAAAAUGAGGGAGUUUCAGGAAGACCCUGAGAUGCUUAUGGAUCUCAUGUACAGGAUUGCCAAGAGUUACCAGACAUCUCCUGAUCUGCGGCUGACGUGGCUCCAGAACAUGGCCGAGAAACACACGAAGAAGAAGUGCUACACGGAGGCGGCCAUGUGCCUGGUGCACGCGGCCGCCUUGGUGGCGGAGUACCUGGGCAUGCUGGAGGACCACAGCUACUUGCCCGUGGGCAGCGUCAGCUUCCAGAAUAUUUCUUCGAAUGUGCUGGAGGAGUCUGCAGUCUCCGAUGACACCUUGUCACCUGACGAGGACGGUGUGUGCUCCGGCCGGUACUUCACCGAGAGCGGCCUGGUGGGGCUCCUGGAGCACGCGGCUGAGCUGUUCAGCACGGGAGGACUGUACGAGACCGUGAACGAGGUCUACAAGCUGGUCAUUCCCAUCCUGGAAGCACAUAGAGACUUCCGGAAGCUGACCUCCACACACGACAAGCUACAGAAGGCUUUCGACAGCAUCAUUAGCAAGGGUCAUAAGAGAAUGUUUGGAACCUACUUCCGAGUUGGUUUCUAUGGAUCCAAAUUUGGGGAUUUAGAUGAGCAGGAAUUUGUUUACAAGGAGCCUGCAAUUACCAAGCUCCCUGAGAUCUCUCACAGACUAGAGGGAUUUUAUGGUCAGUGUUUUGGUGCAGAAUUUGUGGAAGUGAUAAAAGACUCUGCUCCAGUGGACAAAACCAAAUUGGAUCCUAACAAGGCCUACAUACAAAUCACCUUCGUGGAGCCCUACUUCGAUGAGUAUGAGAUGAAAGACAGGGUCACCUACUUCGAGAAGAAUUUCAAUCUGCGGAGGUUCAUGUACACCACGCCCUUCACGCUGGAGGGCCGGCCGCGGGGGGAGCUCCACGAGCAGUACCGGAGGAACACGGUCCUCACCACCAUGCACGCCUUCCCCUACAUCAAGACCAGGAUCCGCGUCAUCCAGAAGGAAGAGUUUGUUUUGACACCAAUUGAAGUUGCCAUUGAAGAUAUGAAGAAGAAGACCCUUCAGUUAGCGGUCGCCAUCAACCAGGAACCCCCUGAUGCCAAGAUGCUUCAGAUGGUGCUGCAGGGCUCCGUGGGAGCAACUGUGAACCAGGGACCACUGGAAGUAGCCCAAGUGUUCUUGGCCGAGAUCCCAGCUGACCCAAAGCUCUAUCGGCAUCACAACAAGCUGAGGCUGUGCUUUAAGGAAUUCAUAAUGCGAUGCGGCGAGGCCGUGGAGAAAAACAAGCGUCUCGUCACUGCAGACCAGAGGGAAUAUCAGCAGGAACUCAAAAAGAACUACAACAAGCUGAAAGAGAACCUCAGGCCAAUGAUCGAGCGGAAAAUUCCAGAACUCUACAAGCCGAUAUUCAGAGUUGAGAGUCAAAAGAGAGACUCCUUCCACAGAUCCAGUUUCAGGAAAUGUGAAACCCAGUUGUCACAGGGCAGCUAAGAAAAGCUGUCUUCACGCUUAAGAGACUGCGGCCUCGUGACCCGGGAGAAGCCCUCACUGGUACUGAAAACACGGGACAUUUGCCGUGCGGGACCGACCACGUGCUCCCAACAGAGAGAGCCCUGGAAGUUUCAGGAUCGGAGUGACCAGGGGAUUACACCCAAAUGGGGUCCAAUUAGAUUUCAGCCAUACUGGGGGAGGGGGAUGGUGGAAGAUGCUAAUCAGAGGUGCCGACGUAUUCAUCAAAGCACGCUUUUUCACAAUAUUGCACAAAACAAGGCAGACACGGCGGCAUCUCCUGCCGAAUGGUCGCUCACGGUCUGCAGGAGAGAGAGAGAAUGUCUCUGGCCAUAUUUGAAUUUGCAGGAUAACCCCAGUCUGCCCAUGGGAAGAUGGAAAACUUGUCCCCCGUCCUAUUCAAAGUGAACUUCACUCCUUUCCUGUUUGUGGGAAAGGGUGAGCGGGCAGGUGUGCAAAACAUAAACAUGUUCAAUAAAUGUGUCAGGGAAGUCCUCACGAGAAACCCGAAAGUCAUCAUGAUUGGAAACCUGGGGGUAGGUUAAUAAUUUGUGACUAAUUGGUAACGGUGGACUAAGUGUAUAGUUAUUUUUGCUUAAUCCUUACUGUGUUAAGUUAAUUUAACAAGCGUAUAGAGAGGAGCCCUGGACCCAGUGAGUUACGAGAUCUCCAGUGCUCCGUUAUAUUUACUUCCGCUCCCUCUUGCUCACUCUUUGUCUGCUCCUGUCCGGGACCAAGUCUAUUUCUAUAAAAGGAUAGUAUCUCUCCUUUCCUUUCGGAACCUGGUGCUGCCCAUCAGCAUGUGUGUGUCUGUCGGCUACACAGGACAGUCAACAUUGACUUCUUCUGACAUGGAAGGAGAUAGAUGGACGUAAUUAUUGUUCAAGAAUUAAAUGAUCUAUUUUUCAUAUGAAUGAUGACCUUUGGUACUAAAAAUGUAGUGAGAAUUAUAAGCAAAAUGCUUCCCUUUGCAA
Molecule: messenger RNA, 7313 nt
Organism: Suricata suricatta (meerkat)
Lineage: Eukaryota; Metazoa; Chordata; Mammalia; Carnivora; Herpestidae
Gene: DOCK8
Product: dedicator of cytokinesis 8
Exons: 47
Coding region: 220-6321 (2033 amino acids)
Biological process (GO): positive regulation of T cell migration; positive regulation of establishment of T cell polarity; positive regulation of GTPase activity
Cellular component (GO): cell leading edge
Molecular function (GO): guanyl-nucleotide exchange factor activity
Source: RefSeq, a predicted model, not a curated record